AUGGACUUCGAGGCUCCACCACCAUUCGUUGGAGCGUUGGAGGAGCCUCCUGAUUCGGAGUGUGAUGCUCGGUUAACUGUUGAUGACGAAGAUGACAGUUUACGGGAGCUCGAGAUCCCUCAGGAUCUGCCUUGCACUUCCAGUACAGCGUCCUCUCCCGUCUCCAGCCCUGUCAAACAAAAACCUCCGGAUUUGAGGAUAGCAGAAAGUUUUCCUGUGGCUGCGCAGAGUCCUGAUCAUUGCGAAAAUGGACUAGCUGAUGGUGAAGACGACAUGGCAACUCCUUCAGAGUCCAUUGGCGAUAAGGAGGAAGAUACGUCAGCAUGUGUUGAUAUCCUCGAUCAAGACGAUUUCGACGACGAUUUUGGUGACUUUGCUGGAAACGAUGUUGACGUCCCUCCACCAGAAGGAGAAGGAUUGUCGUCCGAGUUGCCACCAAAAGAAAGCAGCGCUGAGGGAUGCAGUGCGCCGGAUCGAUAUAGUCCUGUUCGGCAGCCUAUUUCACGGACACAGUCGCAGGAUGCUGAACCUGAUGAGUGGAAUGCUUUUGGCGCUGUGAAGGAAUGUGAAAAUGAGGGCUGGUCGGCAGAUUUUGGUGCUUUUGGAGAAGCUUCCCCCAAAGAGGAAGUUAUAAAUAAAGCUCCUGUGGUAGAGGAUGCUAUGUUGCCUGAGACUGCGUCAUCUCCCCAUCUGGACGAGUUGUGUGAUUCUAUGGAUCUGUGGAAUGUUGACAGUGAAAUAGGCUGUGAUGAGGCUUACAAUAUCAGUGAGAUGCUCGAUUUGGAUGCAUCAAGCAAGGAAAGAUAUCGAGGCAUCUUUUCACAGAAUGCCGUUGGACGUGGUUCAUUGCCUCCGCUUUCGACAUCUACUGUAUUGGAGCCAACACCGUUUACUGCUAAUGGAACAACGCGCCGAUCGGUCAUAAUUUCGCGUGAAGAGGGAGCUUAUGGUGCAAAAAUUGUGGCUUCUGAUGUUUCGACGAAUCCUGUUCACAACACGAACAACUCAGCGGUCACUGCCGAGUCGCCAUCUAUUCCGCAAGCGGAUUUUGAUUGGGAUGCAUCUGAUUUAACUAAUCCAACGAAGGCUGCCAAUCGAUCUUCUGCUCUUCUUGAUGUCGACUUUCUUUCGGCAAAUAGUGGAGGCGGUAGUUCAUCGACUAUUUCUACGCUUCAGAAAGAGUUAGAUCAGCUUGGGCUCUCAUCCAGUGAAACGCCCACACUUCGGAAACCGGCUAGUCAGCCGUAA
Messenger RNA from Cooperia oncophora, 1248 nucleotides. Lineage: Eukaryota; Metazoa; Nematoda; Chromadorea; Rhabditida; Trichostrongylidae. The record is from the annotation of a GenBank genome assembly.